GGGCGGGGAGCUACUCGCGCGAUGCGCCGUCUCUGUCUGGCGCGCGUAUCGAUCCGGCCCGCCCCUUUCGCUGCAGCGCCCCUCCCCCGCGGCGCAGGGCGCAGGGCGCAGGGCGGCAGCGCGCCCUCGCACACGGCAGCGGGCGCCCGCGCCGCUCACACCCGCCGCCAUCUUCCACCUCCGCUGCCCGCCCGCCCGGGUUGCCCAAUCAGCCGAGGGCCGCCGCGCGGGCACGUGCGCGUCGCUUGCGAGACGUCCCGCGCUCCCGCCAUGCUCUUCUCUGGAGAUUCCUGGUUAAGGGCUUGUCGAAGACGUCCUUGGCAGGAGACAGCUUCGCGUUUCCCGAUAAGGAAUGACUGCGAGCGAAAGAGUUGCGGGAACCUCCUGCCGGCGGGCGACCCGAAGGGGUACGAGGGCUUUUAGUGAAGCGCGUGGACUGCGUCGGUUGUGAAAGGUGAUAUAGUUCGGGAAUGCGAUAGCCACGUAAUUCGGCGGUAGUGGUUUUUUUUGGAGUGUUAGUUGUGGGAAGGCGCGUAUGACCACCCGGCGAUCGCGGCUGGUAGACUCACUUCGUGAUGCUUGAUCAGCUCAGACUGCGGCCGCCCAUGGCUUCGGACACAGCGUCGCCCGCGCCCGCGCCCGCGCCGCCGCCCACGGGCGAGGAGCAGCUGGAGGCCCUAGCGGACGUGCCCCAGCAGCCGCCGCCCACGGACGAGGCCCCGCUGCCGUGGACCGCGCGCACCAUGCGCUGGGACAACAUCGUCAUCGUCGUCGUCAUGCACGUGUGGGUGCUGCACUCCGUGACGGUGAUGCCGCGCGCACGCUGGCAGACGUGGCUCUGGCUGCUGUUCCUGUGGACGUGGGUGGGCUUCGGCGUGCUGGGCGGCGCCCAUCGCCUCUGGUCGCACCGCUCCUACAAAGCGGUCCUCCCCCUGCGCGUCUUCCUCAUGAUGGGGAACAGCAUGGCUGGCAUGUACUGCAUUUGGGACUGGGUGAGGGAUCACCGCGUUCACCACAGGUACACCGAUACGGACGGUGACCCACACAACUCCAAGCGCGGGUUCUUCUUCUCGCACAUUGGCUGGAUCAUGGUGCCCCCUCACCCGCUGGUGAUUCGCGCCCGAAAGGAGGUGAACAUGAGUGACAUCGACAACGACCCAGUCUGCGCCUUUGAGAAGAAGUUCCAUAUGCCCCUCGUGUACCUGCUGUGCUUCGCCAUGCCGAUCCUCGUACCCAUCUUCAUGUGGGACGAGUCGUGGUCGGUGGGAAUUGCUGUGGGCAUGGUGCGAUGGGUGUUUGAAGUCAACGCGAUAUUGAGCAUCAACAGCUUUGCUCACAUGUUCGGCGGACGUCCUUUCAACAAGACCAUCUUACCGGCCGAGAACAAGUGGGUGUCUAUUGUGAGUUUAGGCGAAGGCUGGCACAACUACCACCACGUAUUCCCCUGGGACUACCGGGCCUCGGAGUACGGCUUCCUUAACACGACGAUGCACCUUAUCGGGCUGUGUCAGCGCUUGGGCUGGGCGUACGACCUGAAGACGGCGCCGUCGUCUCUGGUGCGGCGGGUGGCGACGCGCUAUGGCGACGGCUCGCACCCGGACCGGGCUGCGUACGUGCCCGAGGUGCCGGAGGCGGCCGCCGAGGACCCGUCCUUGGUGGAGGCACUGCUCACACCACCACCACCACCACCCAACACCACCGCACCGGCCACCAACCAAGCGGAGGCGAAGAAGGACGCGUAG
Gryllus bimaculatus (two-spotted cricket) is the source of this 1742-nucleotide messenger RNA. Lineage: Eukaryota; Metazoa; Arthropoda; Insecta; Orthoptera; Gryllidae. The record is from the annotation of a GenBank genome assembly.